UAAACAAAAAUAUUACUUUCUGUUUUCCACCAUGUCGAGCAGAGCAGGCGGUCUGUACGGCGGUAUCCAGUUUUCGUCUGGUGCUGCUGUGCCAGCUUCUGCCUCUCAGCCAGCUUUUACCUUCUCUACUACCGAGUCUAGGCCAUCGCCAGAUAACGAACCAACACCUCAGUCGGUAACGGUACCGACACCACAAGAAACGCCUGUAGCUGCGCCCGAAGGCGCAAAAUCCACAGCCGGGUGGUCUGCUGCCCUUGCCUUCGCGCCCGUACGACGAAAUCAGCAAAAAUCGAAACCUGCAGUGCCCAGGCUCCCAGUUGGUGCGGCAUUCGCAACAGCCAGUUCUGCAACAGUUUCAUCUGCGGCAGUUAUAUUUGCGCCACCCAUUUUGGUUGAACCGCCGAAGCCGUUGGAGCCCGUACAAGAAGCCGUCCCGACCCAGGGAGGAUGGGGUAAAAAAGUCAAGCCCCCGUCGAUGGUGCUGGAAGAGGAUGUCAACGGCUUCAGGGCUGCUGGACAGAAGAGGAAGGGUGGUAAGGGGAAAGGCAGAAAGAAUAAAAAUCAGCUAGUUGUAGCUGUCUGGGAUCCAAUGGAGCCGUAUGAUCUCCUGAAGCCAAACGACUACAACGAGUACAAAGUCUGGAGGCAGAAGGAAAAGAUUGAGAGACGGGUACGUUUAGCUGAACAGCAUCGGAAGCGGGGACGAAGCAGCGAUUACACGGACAGUGAUGGCGGAUCGUCUUCAGACGAACGACCACACAAAACUGGUCGAUAUGAUGAGUAUUACGGCCACUGGUCCAGAGGCGAUGAUGAGAAACAUGGCAUCGGUCGUCCUGCUCAUCCAGUGGUCCCCCUCGACAAGAACAUGACAGGUGAUGAAGCAUACCAGCGCCGGCUCGCUCUGUCGAGGCUUCAGCCUCCUCGAGCACCUUCACCACCUCAAGAAGACGACAUUACGAGUCGCUCUGCCCUCGCUCCUCCUCCUGCGACUGAAACCGGUGAAGAGGCGUAUCUUCGACGUCUGGUAAUGAGCAGUCGCCCUCCGGUACCGGCACCAGCACCCCGUCCUCCUUCACCGCCUCAACUCGCUUACAAUCCUUUCGCCCCGCCGUCUGUUCCACCCCCGCCUCCAGGGCCUCCGGCUGCAGUGCUUCAAGCUACGAUAGACGAAAAAGUCAAAGCAGCAGCAGCAAUUGCCGCACGCUUAGGUGCUUUGGCUAAUACGGCACCAGCACUAACAACUGUGCCUUCGCCUCUUGAAGAGUCGGCAGGAUCAUCAAAGCGACCCGACCCGCAUGGGUUCGCCGCGCGACUGAUGGCAAAAUGGGGUCACAAGGAGGGACAAGGUUUGGGUGCAGACGGCUCUGGAAUUGUGAAUGCAUUGGCUGUGGAGCAAAUGAAAAACAAAGGGUCGAAGGGCGUUGCCGCGGGGUCUAAUCGGGGAAGAAUUAUCAACGACAAUGAGGAUGCCAAAACGAGAGAUGAUAGGGAACGGUUUGGAUUACCGAGCAGGGUGAUGGUGCUCACGAAUAUGGUUGGUCCUGAAGAUGUCGAUGAUGGUGAUCUAAGAGAAGAGAUUGGCGACGAAUGUUCCAAGAACGGAACAGUAGAACGGGUGGUGGUCCAUCUCGUGAACCCCUCCCCUCCUAAUCCGGCAGAUGCCGUACGCAUUUUUGUCUUAUUUGCUGGUCCUGCAGGAGCGUGGAAGACCGUGCGGGAAAUGGACGGUCGGUAUUUUGGUGGCCGAUCCGUCCGUGCUCAAUACUUCCCUGAGGGACUGUUCAACCAACUCAAUCUUGAUGGACCUUUAAUUUAGUGUUUUUUUUUCUUUGGUUUUACGACUGUAUUGCUUCAGUGUCAAUAAAAUAUA
This is a messenger RNA of Guyanagaster necrorhizus, 1870 nucleotides long. RefSeq lists its product as uncharacterized. NCBI's taxonomy places the organism in Eukaryota, Fungi, Basidiomycota, Agaricomycetes, Agaricales, Physalacriaceae. Bases 32 to 1816 code for a protein of 594 amino acids. Gene Ontology annotation, molecular function: nucleic acid binding. The record is from RefSeq and is a predicted model, not a curated record. Gene Ontology annotation, biological process: mRNA cis splicing, via spliceosome. The transcript has 6 exons. Gene Ontology annotation, cellular component: precatalytic spliceosome.